Molecule: messenger RNA, 21173 nt
Organism: Cinara cedri
Lineage: Eukaryota; Metazoa; Arthropoda; Insecta; Hemiptera; Aphididae
Source: the annotation of a GenBank genome assembly
CGGAGAGCCGGGCGUAGUAAAAUUUAUAUAACAACGGGAUUUACUAUAAUAUUCUAUGUGUGUGUGCGGUGUGUGUUAUUACGCUGAAGGUGUACUGCACGGGGCGUGCGCGAGUCCUUUGUGCGCAACGUAGGUGAGCGGACGGGCGGGCAGGUCGGUCUCGGCUGGCUCACGGCGCACGAUCUGCUGCCGCCGCGGCCGCUCGGUUUUUACGCAUCUCCCAGGCGCGAGUGGCGAACAGUACGAGCUCAGCGUUCCGCCGAUCGUCGAUUGCGUCGUAUUUACCACGCGUGCCUUUUGAGCCGCCACGACGUCUGGCCUAGCACAAUAAAUGCGAUAUUAUAGCUGCAGUUUAUUACAACGCGGUGUUUCAAUGUAUAUUCGGUACAACGAUAAUAAUAAUAAUAAUAAUAUUAAUAUAUCCCUAUGAUUAUUUAACUCUGGCAUAGUAUACUUACCGCCGUUUAGUACAUUAAAUUAUAAUAUUAUUAUUAUACUACCCGGAGGGACUGCGGUCGUCGUUCGGAAAAUAUCUGUUAGGAAAAGCGACUCAACAAUGGUUGUAAUCGUAACGAUUUCAUUGUCGACGAACGGCGAACCGCUGCGGUGGCAUACGACGACGUCGUUGUAAACAUCGGAAGUUUAGUGAGUGCGAGCGAUUCGGCUCCCGAAACCCGAGAAGGGUUGGUUGAUUGACCGGUGGCGAAUGAUGCUCAAAUUUGUCACGCACAAACUGAAGACUCAAAGCCUCGAAGAUCAUCGAAGAUCUGCAAAGGUAAACCUACAAAUAUUAUUGUGUAUUUAAAACCACACAAAUAAAAAAUACGGUGUAAUAUUUUGUGUAUUUUUGUUAUAUCCCUAUAAAUUUAAUAAAUAAUAGAAAUCGUAUUAUUUUAAGUAUUAAUAUUGCUACGAAAUAUUAAUAGAGCGGUAUGAUUUUAGUAGUAUUAAUAAUAGUAGUAGUAUUGUCGGCGAUUCAGGAUGAAAGAAAAAUCAGUAAAUAGUAGGUAGUACUGUAGUAGGCAGUACUGUAGUAGUAGUAGUAGUAGUAGUAGUAGUAGUAGUAGUAGUAUUAACAAUAAUUGCACCUAGUAUUAGUUACAAAGUAGUAUGUAUAUAUGUAUAUUUACUAUUAUUAUUAUUUUUUUUUUCUGAUAACGUUACGGUGUACACAAAGCCGUCCCCUCGCCCGUUGUACGAUCACCCCUUCCGCGACCGCCGACUACAUUGUCGUCGGUCACCCCCUCCGAGAACAAAGGAACGCGAGCUGCACGUCGUUUGUGUGCGUGACAUUCCUCUCCGCCGCCGACGCCGCCGCCGCCGACACGCUUUAUACUACGCUACAUUGGCGCGCGUAUGUGUGCGUGUGCGUAUUCAUCAGCUGAUUGUGUGUGAGCGCGCGCGCGUAUCUCACUGAUAGUAUGCGACCGCACUACCACAACGGCGGCGGGCGGCGGGCGACCGAAUCGUAUACAACUCACUCGGUGCACCGUCUAUUUUUAAUCUAAUACCAUAAUAAUAUUAACCGCGCGCGCGCUCGCGCGUGUGUGUGUGAGAGAGUGCGAUGCUAAUAACCGGCAACAACAUUAUGAUAACGACGAAAGCAAUGAUCCGGCGACGACGGCGGUAAUCGUGAUCGCGGCGACUGGUCGUAAUACUAUACUCGUACUACUCGUAGUAACCGUAGUAAACGACUGCGCGACCGAUCGCGUCCCGUCGAGUUUUCUCGUAUGUCCGUCCGAAUGAAAAAAAAAAUUACAAUCCCGCAAUACAAUUGACUGUAUUAUUAUCGUUUUCAUUUUUGCUAUUGUUACAUUAUUUUUUCAAAUAAACGUAAUCGCCUUAUAUCACGUUUGUUGUAGUGGGUAUAAUAUUAUUAUAAAUAAUAAUAAUAACAAUAAUAAUAUUGUAACAUGUAAACACGCCGGACGGUCGUAAUUAUAUUCGGUACCUGUAUAGUACCUACCUGCAGCUACGGUGACCUUUACGUCGACGUCGUCCUAGCCGCCGCCGCCGCCGUGCGCGUGUCAUCUGUAGUUGUUGUAGUCGUAUCCUAGUAGCGUAGCGUCGGUCGGCCAGUCGCUGUUUGUCGUAGUUGCCGGCCGCAGAUUUCGAUAGAGAGACGUCGUUUUUUUACGUUAAUUAUUAUCGUACGUUAUUAUUACUAAUAAUAAUAAUAUCGCGGUGGUUAUCGUCGUCUCGUCAUCGUUGUUGUUGUCGUCGUCGCCGCCGUUCCGAGGUGAAUAAUAAUUUCUGCUGCUUGACGUUACGUUAUAAUAAUUGUAUUAUACCAAUUAUAAUUAUAAUAAUAUUAUUAUACUACCUAUUCGAUCGGCAGAAAAAAAAAUAUAAAAAACUAAUUAAUAAUAAUAUUAUAUUUAUUAUAUUUUGUUGUGAUUAUCAUUGCCCCGUGAUUAUUAUGAAAUAUAAAUAGGUACAACUGCUGACGGUUCCCGGAAAGGCGCCGUGUUCAUUUUCCGAAAAAAAAAACCUAUAAAAGCGUGUACCUAUAAUAAUACUUACCCACCUUUGAUUUUGUGACGAUGUUGCAUUGCAAAUUGACUUUAAUUGUUUGUGCCCGACAAUGUGUAGUAUGUUGGUGGACAAACGAUUCCUAAUGAAUUUAUUUUUGUUACAUAAUAUACACUUAUAUUAUUUAGUACAUUGGCUCGUUCGGGAAUUAUAAAGUUUUUUAAAAUGCGAUUAGAUCGUGGCAAUCAAUCAUAUUUUUAAUAUUAAAUUCUCAUUAAAAUAGAUUUUAUUAUUGACGAUAGAAAAUGCAUGGUUGCAACCUACCAACAAAUUUUGAAUUGAAAGUUAACAAAAUGGUAUAUAUUCUAAAAAAUCUUAAAAAUAGAAUAUAAUGAAAUUAAAUUAAGAUUGCUAAUACAUUAUAUUGCAUUAAAUAUUUAUACCUAAUAGGUUGUAUCUAUAUAUUAAAAUUAAUUUGUUUAGUUUUUAACUGGGGUAUAAUGGACAAAUUAUAGAUACAUAGCAUCUUGAUAUUAAUUUGCCUAAUAUUUUGAACAAUAUUUUUUCUUAAUAUCAUCAUUGCUUACCUAUUUAUUUGUCAACUUGUGAUUACCAAUAAUGUUUUCUACCUUUUUGAAAUUUUUUUAGUUAAGUAUAUUGGAAUUAUUAAGUAAUGUGUUCUUGUUAUUGAAGUCUGUAUGAUAUAAUAAUAUUAAGACAUACUGAUUUUCUAUAACAGAAAUAAUUUAUUUAGAUUUGUAUUAUAACCAUAAAUCGACUAAUUGUCAGAGAUUUUUUUUACAUUAUUUAAAUAAUAUUGUGUGACAAUAUACUUACUGUAUAGUGUAUGAUAUGUUACUGUAAAUGCAUAAUGAUAUUUUAUACACAGACCAAAGAAUAUGAAUUAUGUGGUAAUAUAAAUAAUAUAAACCAUAAUAUAUUUCAAUUAUGUUUCAUUUUUAACACUACCUAUUUAAUAUCAGUGGAUUUAUUUUCAUUAAUUGUUCACUAAUAUACCUAUUUUAUACUACCUACCUAGAUAAUAACUUCCAAAUGUCUAAAAACCUAACUAUUUAGGGUAGGUCACUCUCGUCUUAAGCUUCUUCUUGAUCUGAUCUCUCACCUUACUUACAACGACUGUCCUCGUAUCUUUUCAAUUGUAUUCAACCACCUCUUUUUUGGUCAUCCUCUUCCCCCUUUCCUGCUAUAUUUAUUUUCAUUACAAUUCUUACUGCUUCAGACUCCUCUCUCCUCAUGAUAUGCUAAAAUCAUCUCAAACUAUUUUCUCUCAUUUUGUCUACUAUUAAAGCCACUCUUAAGCUUAUAAUUAAUGUGUUAUUAUUUUAAAAAUAUGUUUAGAAAGUAGGUUAAUUGAUUUUCAAAUUUCAAAUAUAAAUGAUAAUAGUUUAGGUUAUAGUAGCUACAUGUAAAUUACCUACAUAAUAUUAUUUUUGAUUUGUUUUUCUGAAGUAGGUAAGUAUUUAUAGAAUAUUGUUUAAUUAAUAAACAUUUGUUGAGAUUAAAUGUAUGCACUUAUUUUUAGUUGAUUAAUAUUUUAUUAACAGUUACAUGUUGUCUAACAAAAAGUAAAUAAUAAAAUGUUAUUAUUAAACAAUUAUUAUCAUUUGAUUUCUGUACUAUUUAAGUGUAAUUUUCUACUAAUAAAUACUUAAUUAAAUACAUUUAGGAAGGGUACCUAUCUAUAUUGAUAGAUAUUAUUUUAAUUAGUUAUUAUUUUUACUCACAUGAUUAAAUGUUUAGUUCAAGUCGAUUAUGUAAUGUUACACAAAUUAAACAAUUUUAUUCUAUGCAUUAUAUAUUUUUGUCAAUCUUUUUAUUUCAAUAGUACAUAGAGAAAAACAAAUAUUUUAAUUAUUAAUAUUAUGUCACAACAUAAGUGGGUACUUUAAGUUAUUUGAUUAGGGUUUGCUUAUUUUAUAGUGAUAUUUCUUGAAUACUUAUUAUUCAGUCAAUUGCUUCCAAAACAAAAUUAAAUCAUUAUCCAAUAUUAAAUGUAAUUUCUUAAGCAUGUUUUUAUCCUUUGUAAGUAGAAAAGGUUCUUUCUGAUGUAAUUGUAUGGCAAGCAGGGAUGUAAAAUGUUUAGUUAUACAGAAAAAGAUAAAGUGGAUAUGAGAGGAUAUGACAUAUUCAUAUCUGGGAGAGGGGGUAUGAAUAAGGGGGCCCUGUGCAUGUCGCUGGCUGCAGUCGGACUUGGUUAGUUUUUUCUGGUAGUACAAAAAUAAAAUUCAAUUUAGAAUUUGGUAACGAAAAAAAAAAAAUUAAAAAUGUUUUAAUCCUAAAGUGUGAUUAAAAUCAUAAUACUAAAAAAUAAAUCAACAUAAUACCUUAUAAGAUCUUGUUUGGCUAAACUCUUUUGUAGACAGUUGAUAAUUUGAACUAUGGUAUUAUAUUAUGGUUGAAUUGUGUGGUUUGUUACAAGAAAGGCAGGUCAACAUAAAAAAAAACUUUUAUAUAAAUACAUUGAAAACUGGAAUUUGCAAAAAAAAAAUUUAUUUUUAAAAAUCUAAUCUAUAAUUAUUGUAUUACAUUUUCUUUUCUUGAUAUUAAUGCAUAUUCUUGAUGCAAGCCACAUAAUUGUAUUAGGCAAUAACUAAUAUUUUGAUGCAUUUGGUUUUUUAUUUCGCCUAUUUUCAAGAUAGAUGAAAACCGCAGAUAAAUUGUUUCCUCGAAAUUAUCAUUGUUUUUAUUAUUUAGUUUUCAUAAACUACAAACAUAACUACCUACAUUGAUUAUUCACUUAUAUACACUAAGUUGAUAAAUUCUAAAUAUUAUAGAGUUGGUAUAGUUUUAUUUUCUAUAUUUUAAUAAUGAGCCACACAUUUUUAUUUUUAAGUUAUAAUUAUAAAAUGGUUCUAAAAUGCGAUUUUUGCAAGAUGAUUAAAAACAAAAGAAACCUUUCAAAGUCUUUCACAAGUUCAGAUUUGGGGUCUACAUAUCCUAAAGGUUUAACGCAAGAGAAAAUGUAUUUUUAUGGAUAUUAUGUAUUAUCUAUUAUAAUCAUUUUUUAAUUUUAUUUUUGUAUUUUUUUAUUUAUAGUUAAAAACUAUUGACCACGAUUCUGGUACUGAGUCUGACGACGAGCACAGUCCAGACAGAGAACCUAAAAUUACAAAGCAAAGUGUAACUAAAUCUACUCGAUGUAAGUUAUUAAAUUAAAACCUUUAGGUACUUAAUUUGAUUUAAUUACUUUUUGCAUUUGGAACUUUUUAUGUAUUUUUUAAUAUAUUACUAAAUAAACCACAAAGUAAAUUAUGAAGGGAUAUUUUCAAAUUUUAGUGAAUAAUACACUUGCUCUAAAUUAGAUUAAUUUAUUGAUACUUAUUUUCUAUUUAAGCUUCAUAUUUAUAUAAUUUUUUAUUAUCUUGCUCAAAUUAAAAUAUUUUUAAAAAGUUAAAUAGCACUAAUUUAAACAAGUUAAUUGUUUAUUUAUCAUGUUUAUUUGUAUUUAAAAUUAGUUUUCAAUAUUUAAGUUUAGUUUAGAUACUUAAACCAACAUUUAAUUAUUUUAAUGUAUUAAAUAGCUAUGUUUUUUAACUAUUUUAUGGAAGUAGAUAAUAAUAAUUAGUUUUUAAUGAAUUUUUACAUUUUUAAUUUUUGUAUUUAUUAACUUGAAUAUGUAAAAAAAACAUCCUCAUGUGGGUGAGAAGUUGGGAAGGUAGGAUAUAUAGGACAAUUUAAUGUAUAUCUUUAUAUGCAACGAUUAAUCAUUGAUAACGAAAAAUAGCUCUGAGCUGAGUCAGGUUAUAUGUUUUGAAAGGCCGUAAUAUUUACGAUUUUCGUAAAAAUUUGAUGUUAAAAUUCUUAUAAAAAAAAAAUUCUAUUUUACACUGAAUUUAUUAACCUCAAAGUACAAACCUCCUGUUUAAUUUUCAAGCAUUUCUGUGGGUCUAACAGUUUUAUCCACAGAGUAGGUACCUACCAAAUAAAAAUUACGUAUAAAAUUUGUAAAAUUUAAAUGUCUUUAAAUAGUUCAAAAAAUCGUUAAAAUUUAUAAAAUUUUACCACGUUUUAAAAAAGCAAAAUAUAAGAAUGAAUAUUUUUAUCCUAAUUACAAAAAAAAAAAAUUAAAUUAAAAAUACCACAUUUUGUAUAUUUUCCCAUUUUUCUUAUUUUUUUUCCCCGAUUUUUCCAUUUAUUAUUAAAACCCCUUGAAAAAUCAAAAUUUAAUCUAACCGUAAAGAAAUCAGAUAAGUUUUUUACAGAAGUAAAGGAAAACAAAUAUCAUUGUAAAACCAAUAUAUUACUAAUUUCUAUCAGAAUCUAAAAUUUUAAUAGUUCAAUCUUUAAAAAAAAGAUUAUUUGAAUAAAACUGUAAUAUUUGUUUUUGUAAAUUAAAAAUGUAUUAUGUUGUAUUAUUAAAUUAUUAUUAAUAUUUAUAUUAUAAUUCAUUACUAAUUGUCUACUUUUAACCAAAAGGUAAUGUUACUUAUCUGUUAUAACAAUCAUGUUAUUGCUUAUAUUUACAUUAAUGUUUUACCUAACCAUUGUGAUUAAAAUUAAUUAGUUACCUUUAAAAUUACACUAUAAUUCAUUUAUAACUAUUAAAUUUAAUAAUACAUAUACAUGUUAUUUUUUGUUUAAGAUUUUAAAACAUUUACUAAUGAGAUGUUUUGAUUCUAUGUAAUUAUUUAAUUUUAAAAAUGUUGUAUUCAAUUUAUAUUUAAAAGGUAUUCUGAAUUGAAGAAUUUAAAAUAAAUUUCACAUACUUGUCAAGGUUUAAAAUGAAGAUAAUAUUUAAAAACUUUUUUUUUUUAUAUACAUAUGCAUACUGCAUUGCAUUUAUACAUAUUUUUUCCCUUCAUAUUUUAAAAACUAUUGAAGCAUGAAAGGUUUUUUUUUAAAUUUUUGUUUGCAUAUAUGCUAUGCUUUUAUUGGAGUACCAUACCUCAAACUCUUUACAACACUUGACCUAACUGAUACAAAAGAACUGUUCUGCAUUCUCAAUCAUCCCUCUACGAUUAUUUCACUAAUACUCAACAUUUUUCACUCUGCUAACACCCUGUUAUUUAUUAUUAUUUUUAUUAUUUCUCAUUUUCUCUCUUUAAAAAAAAAAUUAAACUUUCAAGUAAGUAUACUGUAAGGUUGGGUAUGUGUAUGUACUGUAUUCACCAUACUUAAAAUGUAUUGAAACAUAUUAUAAUAUAAUACACUCUAUAUUAUGUUUAUUUUCAGUUUUAUUAUUUAGAAUGGUAAUAAUUUAAUUAAAACAUAACAUGUUAUAGUAAUAAUAUAUUUUAUUGUUUAUUAAAAACUAAUGUAGUUUAAGUAGGAAAAAAAAAUAAAAAUGAAUAAUUAUAAAACAAAAUAGGUAUAAACCUAUUAUAUAUUAUAAUUAUUAUUUUGUAUGAUAUAUAUAUACAAUGAUAGCCUUUUCCAAAAUUGAUGUGAAAUUUAGUUUGAUUUUUUUUUAAUAGUGAUGGAGAACAUUGGGAAUGAAGAUAUGGUUGGUGAUAUGGAGCCCACAAGGUCGUCGAGCAGUGGUCGCAGCAGUGUUGCAACUCCUGGCCCUUCCCCAUAUUUUUUAGACUCUGCUCUACCUAGUGACUGUGAUCAACACAGUUCAGAAGAAGAGUUAGAAGUUAUAAAUAGUAAUCCUGAAGCAUUAAUUCAAGUUGAAUUACCGACACCUGAUCCAGAUGAAGCAAAUUCCUGUGGUGUUCCUGAAAACUCUGUAGCAUCUUUAGCUCGUAAACGUUGUAGAUCUGCUAGUGAAGCUGGUUGUGGAAACACUAUAGCUAUUAACUGGUCUGGUUCUUCUGAUGAUGAGGUACAAGGACUUAUGUCAACCAGACCAACUCCAUUAAAAUUUUGUGCAUCACCUCCAUCUCAUGUGCACAAACCAGGACAGUGUACUGUAUCCUCUUCACCACCUUUAAAAUUAGUACAUUUGUCACCUAGGCAAUCUGUAUCCCUGCCAAAUACAUCUCCACGUAAACGUCAUAGAACAAGACAUCAUCUUACUCGAAAUGUGCAAAGGCCGUGCUUAGAUUUCGAAAAAAUGCAACAGGUAUAAAUACUACUAUAUUAUUAGUUCUAUACUCUAAAAAAUAUAUUUUAUAGACAAACAUAUUGUCUAGGAUUUUACAGAUAUUUUAUUUUAAAUUAGGAUUUAGAUAUAAUUGUAUUUUAUUGUAGAUAAGAGCUUAACCAUUUACUUUAAAUUAAAAAACUAGACAUACUUUGCAUGAUGGGUGUGCCACUGAUGUAGGUGAGAAGGUAGAGGAGAAUAUAAUGUAUAUUCGUAUCAAUAAUCAACAAUUGGUAAACGAAAAUCGAUUCUGAGCGGAUUUUGGUUAUAUAUUCUUUGAAAACCUGUAAUAUUUACGAUUUUAAUUAAUAUAUUUCAUACAUUUUCCUGGGUUUUUCCAUUUAUUAUGAAAACUACUUGAAAAUUAAAAAAUGACCUCCUUCAAGUACCACCAUAAUCAACUUUUUAUUUAGAAAAGGUGAUACAUUUAAAAAUCGGAGUAAAAUUUCUGGGAAAAAGUUGUUUACCAACACAUAAUAAAACCAAUACAUUCUUCACUCUUAGAAUCUAAAAUUCUCAAUUCUCAAAAUUUAUAAUUUUACAAUUGAUUUACAUACCUAUACAAUUUAAGGAUAUUUUGUAUAUAUUAUACCUGUUUGGAUUUUAUUAUUUUCUGUGACGAAAAAAAUAUUCACCUGCGAUUGAAGAUGUUUACAUUUUUACUCUUAAAUAGUUUUAUAUCAUUUAUUUUAACACGACCUACGGUGUCCUGUUAUAAAAUCAAAAGAAAAACGUGUUCGAUUAUAAUUGAAAAUGUAUCAACAUUUAACUCUCGAUUAAUUUGGGAAUAGAUCCCAUGAUACUAGAAUAGUUCCCAUGACAAAUACUCUACAAGAUAGUACUCAUUGUUGGCCCAUGUAAUAUGGUAUGAGUGGUGUAAAAUGAAUGAGCAUUUUGUUCUAUAAGCAAAUGAGAUCCAUCAGAAAAUAAAUUAUUUUAAUAUGUUUAUUUACUCAUGAGGACGACAAGAAUGUAUACUCAUACAAUUGAACAUUUCUGGCGAGUUUCUGUGUAUAAGAGUUGUCUCCCAAAAUAUACGAAUUAUCUCCCAUCCUUAUCGUAAAUAAAAAGGUUAAUAUACAUUAUAGUUACUUCCGUUGAAUAAGUAGUUCAUAAUUAUAUACGAAUCGCCUUCUUAAAGUUGCCUCCUACAUAAAAUAAAGCAGUGGUUAGAUUAUAAACUGAAGUGAAUUGAAUUUAGUAUAAAUUAAUAUAAUAUUUAUAAUUUUAUUGUUGGACAAAUUUUUUUACAAUUAAAAAAAUCAGUCUUAAAAAUAAUAACAUAGUUGGUUAAUAAAAACACAAUAUGGUAAUAAAUUUUAAAUCUAAAAUAAGCCGGGCAAUUCACACGUUGGUGGACCACUGUUAUUGGUGAGAAAUUGAGGUAGUAGAAGAGGGAAAAUUUAAUGUAUAUCUGUAAGAAAUGAUAAACUAUUGCUAAUGAAAAAACGAUUCUGAGGGGAGUUCAGUUAAUAGUAUUGUUUGUAAACAAUAUAUAUGUCAUAUGGUAAAAUAAUUACAGAGGUAUUAUAUAUUUUCUUUAAUAAUAUUUGUUUAAUAUUGUAUCUAUUUUCCCGUUUUUCCCAUUUAUUGAGAAAACUCCUUGGAAAAUCAAAAAAAUACCUGCUUAAAGUACUUCCACAUUCAGAUGUACUUUUAGAAAAAGUGCUCUCAUUGUAAAUUGGAACAAAACUACUGGUUUACAUAUUUGUAAAACCAUAAGCUUCUUCGCUCCACUCAUUAUCUAAAAUAUAAUAUUAUUAAAAUUUAUUAUUUUAUUUUCAUUCAACUAUUUUAUUUAAGUAGUAGUGAAAUCGAUUUUACUUCUAAUUUGUAAUGAUGCACGUGUUUUAUAGGCUUAUUUGAAUUUUGUGUUAAGUCUCGUUCUGAAUUAAUAUUAAUAAAUGAAUAAAUGUAAAUGUAUUAGGAUAUGGAGACUUAAAAUAGCUAUUAAAUUUGCUAUGAAAAGGUUCACAUGCAUUGUGCGCUAAAUGCUGAAACUUCUUUCUAUCCAUAAAUUAAGAGGGCAUUGUUUGUAUGUAUCUAUAAAAUCUACAAAUCUAGUAAUCAUUAAUUUUAUCAUCUUAAGGCUGUGUGGUUGCUUCAUAGCUAGUUCCAUUGUAAACAUAUCUCCGACUUCCGCCGGGUUCAAGAACGAUAACUCAAAUAUGCUCGUUAUAUAUUGUCUAAUAGAAUCGUUAUUAGAGUUAUCAUUAAAUUACAAUUUUAAACAAUUCUAUAUAUUGAUACAUGCUGUUUGAACAUUUUUUAAUCGUUUAUGAACCACUUGUAUAUUUAUUACCUCUCUAUUUGGAGGCAAAUAGUUGUAUACCUACCCUUUUCGUUUACGAUAAAAUUUAGAGUAUGCCAGGAGGUAACUCGUAUAUAUCCCGGGAGGCGAUUCGUAAAAAAUUCGACCUUUUUGACCUCGGGAUGCGACUAGUAUGCGCCCGCGAGUAUAAUAAUACACAGGUAUAAAACAAACUGGUUUUGUUCAAGCAACUGUUAACUACAAUUAUUAUAACACUACAACUUUGUAGUCUUCUAUAGUAGAGCUUAUAACAAGAAUUUAGAAUGAAUGUGAGAAAGUAUGAAAAGAAAUAAAGUAGGUCCAACAGAAAACUAUUUCUAGAAACUAUGUUACAUUGCAAAGUUCGUGUAAGGUCAAAUAAAUGCAAUCCAUUUAAUGUUUUUAUCGAGUAACAUAAACUUAAAUAUAAAAUUCAUUAAGCUUCCCAAUUCCUAGUCUAGAUAUAAAAUUGUUAUUAACUUGUGAGAGCCAACUCAUAAACAGUAUAAUAUUUGAUAUAAGUAUUAUGCAUAUCAACUACCCGCAUUUAAAAAAAAAAUAUAUUCUCUUUUCAAAUCUGUAACAAAAAUAUAUGAUAUAUAUAUAUAUAAAUAGAUAUUUGAAAAUAAUAAUUUGAUAUGUUUAAAAAUAAUUUACGAAAUAAGCAUACAAUUUUAAAAAUAUUGUAAAUAAGAUAAUUAAACAAUUCUUUAAUAAUGAGUGAAAAAUUCCAAAAUCAAUUUUACUCACAAUUUUCGUAAAUAAUCGCUAGAUCACGAUAAAAGAAUCACUUUUUUUUGAAAAUAACAAUAAAUAUGAUGUCAUAGAUUCUAGAUAGUGAUUGUGAUUAUUAAAAAUGAAAUUUAUCUUAUGAAGUUAUUGUCUAUGUAAGAUAUAGGGAUGUGUAGUAAUAACUGUUUAUUUUGUAUCAACCUAGGACAAACCACCUUUAAAAUUGUUGUAACCAGUACCUAGUCAUUAUAAAAUGUAAUAUAUUCGAUCAAUAAUUUUAUGUGUAGAAUCGUUGUUUUUUUCUGUAUUCCUUAUAAAUAAUAACCUUUAAAUGUGCUACGUGUUUUGAAAUUUGUUGAAUAUCAUAUGUGUAUUGGUAUUUAUUGAUUUUUGUCAGAAUUUUUUCAUUGACUCGUAUUUAUCGAGGUUACUCUAGUGCGUCCCAAUAAAAAAAGGUCAUUUUUGCAAAGUAGCCCGAAUGCAUUCCAGUUCAUUUAGAGUUACCCAUAGUACAUCACAAAAUGUUUGUUUAUUUUUUAUAUUUUGUGUUGUAUUGGUAUUAUUUUUAUAUUUUUUUUAUACUAAUUCAUUUAGGGUGAGUAUAAUAAUUUUAUUAUACUAAAGUUUUACUAAAAAUGUAUUAUAAAAGGCUGAUGUUCUUACAGUGUUGGCUUUUUAACAUGUUAUCUGGCAAUGACAUUUUUUGAAAAAUUUGAAGAUAAAGAUAAAGUACUAUUUUGGUAUUAGAUACAACAAAAAUUACGGUACUGCUUCGUUUUUUCGUUCACUAGAAGACUACACGACUUCUAGCCGUAGUCACUAGUCUAGCUUAGUUAUUAUCAAAGUUAAAAUAAAAAUUUGUUUCAGCUACGGAUAAUUUAUCAUACGAGUAUACGACUGUGGACAAACUCGGUCAAUUUAAUUUAAUUUAUGAGAUUGCGUACGAACUCGGAUUAUGAAAAUGUAAAAAUUUUAAACGGGAUAAACUCGAGAUGUCCCCGUAUUUAUAAUCAUAGAUACAUGUGAGAAGAUACUCAAAUUUGUGGUGAUUACGAAACUUAUUGAUUCAUAAUUAUUUAAUAAUUUGCGAUCAUUCUCUCUUUACUACUAUGCUUAUAUUUUUUGUUGAGUUUAUUUAGUUUAAUAUUAAACUAAAAUAUGUUAUGCCAGGUUUUUUAAAUUAUUAAGCAAAUAUUGAUUCAUACAUGACACAUACAUAGCUAUAGCUAUAAUAUGUUGGAAUAAUUUGCCAUAUUCUACAAUUGAAUACUGAAUGAAACCAGAAAUUUUUUUAUAAUUUUAUGUUUAACGAUUAUUAUUUAUUUCUAUUGUAAUCUAUUAUUAUUCAAUUACUAUCAAUAAUUGUUAUCUUUUGUUAUCUUGAAAACCAUGUUUGGGUUGUCACUAAUGUCACCCAACAACUUUUUAGUUUGAUUUCUUUUAAUUUAAUAUAAAGAAGUAUAAUUGCUCUGUUAAGAGUAUAUUAAUUAUUUUAAUUUUUUUUAAAUUUACUGAAAUCUUUAUUUGUGGAAUUUCAUUAUUACUUUUAAAACCAAUAUUUAAAAAUAAUCCUUACCAAAUGGACAUAGUUCGCACGGUGGAUGGGCCACUGUUGUAAGUGAGAAGUUGCGACGAUUAAUCUUUUUUUAACGAAAAACGAUUCUGAGCGGAGUUUGGUUAUACAUGUUUAAUAUUGCCGUAAUAUUUACGAUUUUAAAAUAAUACAUUUCGUACGUUUUCCCGUUUAUUCCAAAUUUUUUUCCCAUUUAUUAUGAAAAUGACUGAAAAAAAAUCAAUAAAGUACCACCCAAGUCGUAUUUUCUUUACUUGAAAAUCAGAUCAAAAUUGCUAGUAGAAAAGUUGACUAUAAAAAAAAAAAACCAAUACUUUAAACAAAAUACAAUACAAUGUUUACCUCUGUAUCUAACCUUCCCAUAGCCAAUUUUUCAAUUUUAGAUUCUGAGCGAGGAAUGUAUUGGUUUUAAAAUUAUUUAUUUUUUUCUGUGAAUAACUUUUCUACUAGAAACCUUGUUCCAAUUAUUAACUGUACCACCUUUUCUAAAAGAAAAGGUUAUUUUUUGAUUUUCCUAAAGGUUUUCAUAAUUAAUAUGAAAAACCAGGAAAAAACGUAGGAAAAUGUAUGAAAUGCAAUAUUUUUAUAUCGCAAAUAUUAAGGCUUUUCAAAACAUUUAUAAUCCGAACUCUCCUGAGAAUCGUUUUUUGUUAACAAUGAUUAAUCGUUGCGUACAAAUAGAAUAGUAGAUUAAAUUUUCCCACUACUAUUUAACUUUUCACCUACACAGUGGCCCAACAAUUGUGCAUAACACUGUUAGUCGCUAUGUUUAGCCAAACUUUGUUCAGAAUCUUUUUUUCGUUGGUCUUGAUUUAUCAUUGCGUACAGAUUACAGAUAUAAAUUAAAUUAUUCGUAUUUUUUUACCUUCUAAAAUUCACACUUACAUCGGUGGCACACCAGUUCUGCCGGCAGUAUCACUUUUUUUUUAACAAUAUAUCCUAAUAGCCUUAUAUAAUGAAGUUCAUAGUCAUUGAUUAUUAUCAAAUAAUAAGAAUUUAAGAGCUAAUUUUAAAUCUGAUUGAUAGUGUACGUGUAAUCAAACCGGUGACCAUUACCCGCAGUAUUCAUGCACCUAUAGAAAAUAUUAUUCUUCAUUAUCUAUAUUGUUCAUGAUGUUUUAAAUUUACCAUUUUAUUAAGAUCUAAAGACCUUUCGAUCCUUGUCAUACUUUUAAAUAAUAAUCAUACUGACUUAAAAAUAAACAGUAGAAGAAACUGCAAAAAUACUAUACAAAUGUAUCUUUAAUCAUAAUUAUUAUGAAAACGAAGAAUUAUUUUAUAGUUUGAUCCAAAAUAUGUGUAUUUAGAAUUUAUAUAAUACAUAUAGUAAAAAAUUAUUCUGUUUUUUACCUCGUUUAAUUGAAAUGUGGUUUUAUAUUAUAUGCUUUACCUUUUAUAUUAAUCAUUCCUGUUGUUGUCUUGUCACCAUAGUUACUUCAAAGUAAACGUCAUGUUUAAAUCUCUGGUUUUAAUUUUGUUUUUCUGUAUUUUUAAAAACAAAUUUCAAAAUAAUUUCGCUCUAAAAAUAUCAAAAUUAUCAAUAUUAAAUUACAGUUUUUCGUUGAUUUGUUAGAGUUAAGUAUUUAAUUAAUAAAUAUUUAUUCACUAUCUAGUGCUCUAGUUGAAUUUGAUAUUUAUCAUAAUUGUUUUUAAAUGAUAAUUUACUAUUAUAUUUACUUCUGUUGCAAAAUUGAUGUUAUUAGAUGUUCAUUAAGUAAUUAUUAUUAUAGAACUAAUGUUUUGUUUUAAUUGUAAUUUUAUUAUAAUAUUUUCAAAUUGCAGAUUAAUGAAUUAUUACUGUUAUAAAAAUGGUACCUAUUUCUCUUAUUAAAACUAAUUGUUCGCAUCAAUUUUAUAGUAAUCAUAUUAUAAUGAAUAGAUUCUAUAUUAUACAAUAUACAAAGAAUGAUGUUUUCGUUUUUACAAUUUGUGUCUUAGGCAUAAUUUUCUAUAACUUGGUGAAACUUCUUAAGAGUUAAGUUAUUAGCUCGCUAGUAUAAUAGAUAAAACAAAAAAGAUCCAUAUUGUUAUUCACGUUCAAUUUUAUUCAGAAAAAAUCUAAAAGAAAUACAAAUUUCGCCCUGUGGUUUUUAAAUGCGAUCACUUAUAGAUGAUAGAUAUGACAUUGUCUUUUGAAAAUCGAUCGUUAUUGUGUUUACAGAACCAUCGUUAUUUUUUUUCGUCGGGCUCUAGCAUAGUCUCGUCAAGUAGGUAUUUUAUUUAUUCUCCCCUCCACUUAAUACCGUGUUCUCGAUUCAUUUCCUCUCGGAGUAUUCACAGUGAAUUAGACUGUUAGAAGUAAACAAGUCUUUGAAGGUCACCUUUCCGCUAUUUUUACACGACCGAUCUUCUACACUCACUUGCAUCAGAGUAUAACAUAUAUAUAUAUAUAUAUACAUUACGUAUGUAUAUGCAUUUAUGUUAUUAUAAUAUUUUAAAAUACCAGUGUCUAUUAUGCGUGUGGUCCGUUCUUGGAUUCUUCAGUUGCCGGACAAACAGCAUGGUCUUUCUACCCCACUACCGGGAUCUCUGUAGACCAUGUCGUCCGCCCACUUAACACCCGUUAAAGACGACGAUCACGCAUUCCUUUACUAUUUUACUAUUAAGAACCGAGUCUAGAGUAUUACUCUACGCUACACAUACUAUUAAUCUAUUGCAUUGAAAUGCAGCUUCCACUGUUACCAACCGUCCAUUCAAUAAUGUUUUGAACGACUGCGUGCAUUUUUCUUUUCAUCGUUCAUACUACAUCGCGACCAUCGCAUAUAGUAAAAAAGAAAGUAAAAGGAUUUAUUUAGUUUUUUUAAACAAAAUUAACAAUAUGUUAUUUUUCUAUAAGUUAUAAGACAAUACUUACUAGAUGAUAAUGUAAUUUGAAACUCAUCGUUAUGUACCUACACCUGGUGAUGAGUACAAGGUACUUAUAAUAUGUGUAUAAAAAUAACAUUUGUUUAAUUGGUUAAUAUGCUUUUAAUAAUUGUUAAUUAUUGGGUGUUGAAAAACCAAUGCAUUAUUAUUUUUAUUUUUCGUUGUAUCUAUAAGUACUUUACUAUGACUAGGGUUGCUAGAUUUUGAAAUCCCCAAACCGGGACAUAAUAUUGAAUGACCUUUUUUAAAUUUUAUAUACAUUAACUGUUAUUAUUUAUUGUCUAUUGAUUAUUAUACUUUUUACUUCAAAAUUAUUUUUUUUCAAUAUAUUUGUAUCAUUCUCAAUUUGUUCGUAAAAUUUAUUACAACAUUAACCAAAAUUCAUUUAACAUACCAUCAGGCAUCGUAAUGUAUUUUCAUUCGUUCUAUUAUUUUUAUCCGACAAAACGUUAUUCAUAAGUUUACUCUCGUGUUUUAAAACCAAAACCUGAAAUCGUUAGGUGAAGACUAUAUCCAAUUCUUUGCGAUGAUAUCCAACCAUCAUUUGACUGCUAAAUGAAUUGAUUUUUUAAAACCAAUAGUAACAAUUUUGGUGUGAAAACUAAGCGUAUUGCUUUGUAAAACUAACAAGUAUGUACAUAUAGUAUAUACUAUAUUAUACUGUGUCGAAUAUUUAUAAAAUUACAAUUUGUGAUAUACAUAUUUAAAUAAUUUUGUAUGUGUUUCAAAUAUUAUUCAAAAACCAUAUUCAUUACCUAUUUAACUUUAAAACUAUUAAAAUGUGUGGACGAAACGAGAAAGUUUCAAACCUUCUAAAGGCACAUUUCGGCAACAGUUUUAUUUAUAUACAGGGUGUAACAGAACUAUUUGAUAUUUUUACAUGUAACUAUAACAUUGAAAUGUCAAAUAGUCCUGUUACACUGUAUAUAAAUUUCAACCCAAUUAUUUACUUUGAUGAGUCUGUAGGAGUAUUAGAAACCCAGUAUUUCCUGUGAAUAUAUGAAAUCUGAGCUUUAAACAUUUUUGGGGAGUACGUUAAACGUUGAAACCACCAAAUCAUUAUACACACACCAUGUAGAUAUGUAUGAUAUAUAUAUAUACAAUUUUAUCCCCCUAGCUUUAUUUGGAAGAUCUCUAGAGGUGUACAAACUACUACAAAGUUAAAAAACAUCCUCUUCCCGAAACAACAAUAAUCAAUAAUCAUGGCCAGCAUUUUAUCACUUCAAACUACAAACUACCUAUAAAAAAAAACUUUAAUUCCCGAUUUUUAGUUAAUUUGGUCUAGACGGGGCCAUUAAGUGUCCCAAAGUAGAGGGAAAAAUAUACCUAAAUGGCUUUGUACAUUACAGAUACAAUACAGUGUAAUAUAGUGUCUAUUCUAUUACUAGUCUCUAUUUUCGGAAAAAAUCGGACAAAAAUGUAUAGAAUGCUUUUGGAUCAAAACUACUCUUUUAAUAUAAUAUGCUAUAACAUAUAAAAUGGUCAAUUUAAAUACAAUAAGCGACUUAUAAUAAUAUCCGUAUGAUAUUCCGUAUGUACUUACCCUAUAUUUUUAAACAAUAAAGAAUAGUCGUUCGUUGAACUUUCUCUGAUUAAUCAUUUGAUAAUAAUCCAGUGUUACCUAUUCAUUUUUUAACGACAACAAUAUAUUUUGUCUUUUAUAAUCGUCAUUUUACACUGGAAUAAUAAAUGAUAAAAAAGCAAUUCUCUUUAAAUUGUUUUAAAUAUUAUUUAUUUAUAAUUCAUAAUUGAAAUUACAUUCUGCUACAGAGGCAGAGAUUUGAAAAGUCUUCUCACAUCCUGUUGGGGAAAUAUUAUGAUUACAAACUAAUUGACAUUAUUAUGAUUUGUGGAGUGUAGAAAUAUAUUAUAUAGCAAUAUAGUGAGCGAGUUCCAUAUUCCUCAAAAAAUGACACAUACAAUUACAAUAGUUUUAAUUUUAAUUACAGUUAUGUCGUGGUUUAAUUUUGCUAGUAUAGUCAAUUACUAAACUAUUUCACUAACUUAUAUUUUCGAACAUCUAUCAUAUUAUGAGUGACUUGUUUUAUAUGUUGGAUACAUCAUUGCACAUAAAACGUCAAUAAAUGAUCUUCGAAUAGAAAAUCUCGCCAUAUAAUAUUCUAAUGGUGUAAAGCAAAUAUUAUGAUUUCAGUUAGUCUCGUGAAAAACAAAAUAACUGUUAAUUCCCUAAAAUAAUAAUGCUAUGAUGAAGAUUUUGUAUUUCAAUUUGAUUUUACGUUUGCCAUAUAAAUAAAAACUUAAAUUCCCUUAAAUUAUUUUUUAUUGUUAUUAAAUUUUAUUAUUAUUAUUAUAUAUAUAUAUAUAUAUAUGUAUUUUUUUUUUACAGCUCAAAACGUUGUCUGCAACUUCGUGGAGGCAUACCAAUAAAGAUCAUAGCGGUGAAUUAUCAGUUUAUUGUUGGUGAUUCCAUAAGAUAAAACUGUUAUUUAUAAUAUUAUAAUAUUAUAUUUCCUUCUUUUUCAAUUUUUAUUUUUAUCUAGAAAGGCUGUAAUGAUACAUAUAAUGUUUAAAUCGUUAAGUUUGCCAUAACUUACUACUUUUGGCCAAUUUGUUUGUGUGUUUUGGUCCUGUGCCACGUGUUAACAAUACUAUCAUACAUAUUUGAACUCAAAAUGUGAUACCUACGUGAUAAUUGCAGGACCAAAUAUAAUAAAUUAAAAUUCAAAUGUUUAAUUUUAAUAAAACUGAGCCAGUUUAUUGAAUUAUUUUAUUUAUGUAUUUUUUUAAUUAUUAUUUUAGCUUUAUGCUUUGCUAGUCUGUAAAAUUCAUCCAUAAAAGAAAACCAAUAAUACCUAUACCCAUUACGUGUUUGUAUUGAUAUUCCUCAAUCAUAUUUUUCUCAAUAACUUUUUUUGUUAUUAUUAUUAUUUAGUCAUUUAGUACCUAUACUUAUGUAUGUUAAUGCGUACAAUUAUAUUUUUAAUUUAAGUGAAACAUAGUUAGGUAAAAUGUAUAAAUGUCAUAAUUUUCUUAAGUUCUACUACAUAUAUACUAUUAGUUAUUUUAAAACUAAUUAUUAAUGUUUUAUUGAAUUUAUUUAACACAGUUGGGUCUCAUAUAUUCAUAUCUUAACGUUUAAUACUGGUUGUAUUUGUUAAGUAGAAGCCUGUGUUGAUUGUAUUUUUGAUACACGAAAAAUAUUAUGCAAUAGGUUACCUAUGCGGGUAGUUAACGUUUUGUAACAUUUACUCGGUUCAUUUUUGUCUUCGGCGUUUGUUAUGGCAACAAAAACAUUGGCCAAGUCCAAAUUCUGAUUACUUACUAUACAUCACACUAAAUCACGUUAUUAUAUAUAUAUAUUUUUUUGGUUCUAUUGUUUUCUACGUAUAGUAUUCGAAAAUCCUUAAAUACGAUAAACAUUUAAGUGUUUUAUUCUUAUAUAUUAUAUAUACUUUAUUUAUUUUAAUAGUAAAUUAAUAUUAUUAUGCGUUUCUAUUCGCACGAUUUAAAUAAUAAAUUGACUAAGAAUUAAAUAAUUUAGUCCAUAUUAUUACUGAUAACCAAAAUGUCGUAUGCGAAGUCAUAGGCGUAGUGCCAGCGAUCAAUGAGGAUUUAAACAUAAUUUAAAUUCAUUUAAAUUCAUUAUACGUUUACAAUUUAUUUUUCGAAUGUUGCCAAAAAUUGUAUAGAAAUAACAAUACAAAUAAAAUAUUACAAACGAUUUUACGAAUUAAAUUGUAGAAUUUGAUGUGUAAAGUGGCUUCAGUUGCAUACAAUAUUAUUAGAAUUCUAAUAAUAAUUUCGGUUUAUAAUCUUAGUUUUGUUUAUUUCCUGAAUGAUAAUUUGUUAUUGUUGUAUCUUUUACGUUUACUGUAUUAUUGGGCCUCUACUCGUUACAUAAUAAUAUAAUAUCAAAUAAAUAAAUAAUGUGAUCAACAAGAACUGAAGAUUGUUACAUCAAACAAUGUUUUGUUUUAUUGCCUUUAACAGUGGCGUAAUCACAGAGGGAGAUAUGAGAGACAGAUCCCCUCGGAGCCUUUUUUUUUUUUAUAAAUAAGUAGAUAAUUUUGUAAUUGUAUUUAAGUUCCAGUGGCCUAUAAAAGUUUAAUAUUUUAAAACUCAUUGCAUUUAAGUUUCAUUGUUAACUAUUAUCAAUGGUAAGUGAUGAAAUUGAUACGAGUAUAUAUAUUAAUAUGAUAACUGCCCAAAGUCUUUUUUUAUUAACGUCUCAAGUCGUCAAUAAUAUCGGUAGUUUAAUUUUUAAAGGAAAAAUUGAUUUUAUAUGAUUCAGAAUUUGUUAUUAUUAAAUAGUGGUUAAAUAUAAUCAAAUUAAAAAGAAAAUAUGUAGAUACAGUCAAAUACCAUUUUUUAUAUUUUUCAAAACAAAUUUAAAGGUUUUUCCAUAAUUGAUAAUAAAUAAAAGUGACUAACAAUUCCAAUACAAACGGCUACUUGAAUUUAAACAAUAUUAAAAUAUUCAGAAUUAAAAAAUUAUGUUUUUUGUACUUAAAUGUUGUAUUAUUUUUUCCACCUUUCUCUCCUAGUGGCGGGGGCAAAGUAUGAUUAAAAGGCACGAUUAAGUAAAUUAUAGAGAACUCCUAAAAUAUAUUUUUAAUUACGCCACUAGUCCGUAAGUAUGCAUUAUUAUGAUUUUAAAAAAUCGUUCAAGGCUAUCCAUUUUACUAAGGUUUAUUAGAUUAGGAAAGUUAUUAAGAAUAAUUAUAUAGUAGUGAAGUCGUUACAACAAACAACACUAUUCUUGUACUGAUAGUAUAUAGAUUUAAGCUUUAUUAUAAAGACGUCUUAUAUAGGUAAUUAUAUUAUAUGUUGGCGCGUCAUUAUUUCUAUUUCAUUAUAGUCUUAUUUACUCAUGGCUGCAACGUGCCAUGAAAAUAUGAAACUAUAUUAAGAAGUUUGAGUUCAUAAAACCGACAGUUUUUGAAGGUGUCCGUUACUGUAGUUUAGAAAAUUAAUUCUAGUGUGCAUUUUAAUCAAUAUCAUAUAUUUAUAUACAGUAUAACAUUUAUGUAGGUAGAAUUUCGGUAUAAUACCGUGUUUGUAUAUCGAAUUCUGUUAAAAAUAUUUCAUUAGGUACCACAAAAUUUAUCACUUAACUAAUAGCCGUUUUAUAACCAUUAUUAAUUAAGAUUUAAUGAUAUCAAUUUAUUUUGUAUAUUAUGCAGAGGACUUAUAGCUGUAAAAAAGCAGUAAAUAUACAAGAACUUAUGCAC